This is a messenger RNA of Ictalurus furcatus (blue catfish), 906 nucleotides long. It is a transcript of the gene ch25hl2, whose product is annotated as cholesterol 25-hydroxylase like 2. Gene Ontology annotation, biological process: cholesterol metabolic process; sterol biosynthetic process. The record is from RefSeq and is a predicted model, not a curated record. Gene Ontology annotation, molecular function: steroid hydroxylase activity; C-4 methylsterol oxidase activity; iron ion binding. Lineage: Eukaryota; Metazoa; Chordata; Actinopteri; Siluriformes; Ictaluridae. The transcript has a single exon. The coding region runs from base 1 to 906 and encodes 301 amino acids.
AUGAGUGUGGACAGGCUCAGCAGGUCUCUUUGGGGUGCGUGGGAUGGCGCAAACGCAACAUGGCCGCUUCCUGAACAAGCUCUACUCCAGCCUUUCUGGGACUACCUGCGUCAGAGCCAUGCCAGCACUCUCCGCUCUCCACUUUUCCCUGUGCUUCUCUCUGUCUCCACCUACCUGGUCCUUGUCCUUCUCUACACCACUCUGGACCUUCUGGCACCAACGUGGCCAAGUAUUCGCCGCUACCAGCUGCACCCGGAACGCACAGUCACAUGGUCCAACGUGGGCACCACACUAGCACUCACCGCCUACAACCACCUGCUUUACAUCUUCCCGGCAGCCGUGGCACAAUGGCUGUGGCGUCCACCGGUGCCACUUCCACGCCAUGCACCCUCGCUCACUUCCUUCUUGCUUGGUAUUGCAGGUUGCACAGUGCUUUUUGAUUUCCAGUACUUUGUUUGGCAUCUCCUGCACCACCGCAUUGCUUGGUUGUAUGCCACCUUCCAUGCUGUGCAUCAUCAAUACCGGCAGACAUUCAGCCUGGUCACACAGUACCUGUCAGCGUGGGAGCUUAUCUGUGUGGGCCUGUGGACUACUGUAGACCCACUACUUCUGCAUUGCCACUGUCUUACUGCCUGGGCAUUUAUGGUCUUCAACGUGUGGGUGUCAGCUGAGGAUCACUGUGGUUAUGACUUUCCCUGGGCCAUGCAUCGCCUUGUGCCAUUUGGUCUGUGGGGUGGUGCACCACGCCACGACGUGCAUCACCUGCAGCCUGGCACCAAUUUUGCUCCCUUCUUCACACACUGGGAUUGGUUGGCAGGCACUGCCAGCACACCUGUCAAAUUUUGUAACAACAAUGAUCACAGCAGCCUGAAAGAGAACGGACUGAGAUCAGACAAAGGGGUCUGA